Messenger RNA from Vanrija pseudolonga, 3735 nucleotides. RefSeq names its product PAN2-PAN3 deadenylation complex catalytic subunit PAN2 (gene PAN2). Bases 98 to 3679 code for a protein of 1193 amino acids. The record is from RefSeq and is a predicted model, not a curated record. Gene Ontology annotation, molecular function: protein binding; poly(A)-specific ribonuclease activity; nucleic acid binding. Gene Ontology annotation, biological process: nuclear-transcribed mRNA poly(A) tail shortening; mRNA processing. The transcript is spliced from 5 exons. Lineage: Eukaryota; Fungi; Basidiomycota; Tremellomycetes; Trichosporonales; Trichosporonaceae. Gene Ontology annotation, cellular component: PAN complex; P-body.
UCUCCAAGACACACAGCCUUCUCGACUCUUCCUCAUUCCCUCCCUCUCCCCCUCUCCUCUGUUCGGCGCGGCGCCAUGAGCAAGGGCUGAGCUCGCCAUGACGACGUACAACCCUCUCUCCCUCUUCCCCCUGCCGCCGCAGGCAUCGGACCCCAAGCCGGUGCCUGCCGUGCUCGCCGUCGACAGCUACAGCGACAUGCUCUGGGUCGGCUCGUCCAACGGCCUCGUCUCGGCGUUCGCCUCCCCGCUCACCCUCACCCGCAACGUGCAGUUCCCGGCCACGGGCGGCGGCGGCGGGGCCACCGGCGCGCGCGACUUCCUCCCCAACCUCCAUUCGGUGCGCAAGAUCCGCGUCUCGGACCGCGAGGUAUGGUCCCUCACCGACGGAGGCAUGAGCGGCCGCCGACGCGGCGGCGCGCCGCGCUGGAGCGUGACCGACCCGAACCGAACAUUACGCGCAAUGACGCCGAGCCCGACAAACUCGCACGAGGUGCUCGCGGGCGGGACGGGCCAGAUGAUGCUGGUCAACAACUCGCGUGGCGAGAUUGUCCGCAGAUUUGACGGCCCCGGCAUGAUCAUACAUCUCGGGACUACGGGGCGGACGGUAGUGGCUGCUUCGGGUGGAGGACAGGUGUCGAUCCUCGACCCCCGUACCGGAUUCCGCCAGGCUUCGAACAUCACCCCGGUUCAGGCGCACACGGGUGGUAUCACUGGUGCGGAUGCGCAGGGCAAUGUUAUCGCGACGUGGGGCUGGACGCACAUGCAGGGCCACCCGAUCCCAGAUUCAAUGGUCAGGCUGUACGACACUAGGACGCUGCGUCCCCUCCCUCCGAUUUCUUUCUCGUCGGGCGCAGCGUUUGUGCUGCUCAACCCCACAGACCCGUCCAAGCUCGUCAUUGCUGGCCAGCAGGGCAUGCUCCAAAUCUCGGACAUGUCGACGGGGAGCAACGAGUUCCAGCAGCUCGAUGUGAAUUCGUUUGUCACGUCCAUGGCGCUCUCGCCCCGCGGAGACUACCUCGCGUUUGGAGAUGGAGACGGACAGCUCCAUCUCUGGACGACCCAUGGUACCGAUGUCGAUGAUCACGGCAACCUUGCGCUUCCACCAUUCAACGGAUACGACGGCGUCAAGCCCGAGUGGCCAGAUCCGGUGGACCCGGCGCCGCCAGUUCAGUGGGAGCCCAACACGCCGCUGAAUAUCAUCGGUAUGCCGUUCUACGAGGACCCACUUCUGUCCAACUUCUCGCCCGUCGAUUACGCCACAGUAUACUCGCCAUUCUUCAACCCCCCAGAGCCGAUUCCCGCCUCGGUCCUGGCUUCUCUCAACUACCAGGACUUUGUGGGGUAUGGUCAGCUGCCAAAGGAGCUCAAGGGCAAGCGGAAUGUGGCGACCGCACGGGCUGGAGCAGGCAAGCUGGCUCUUGGACGCGGCGCCAUCGGCUCACGACGAGAGAGCGAGCCGAGGUUCCGAAGUGACAAGGACAGGAAAUCUCACCCGCCUCCUGAUAUCGAGGAGGAAACCCCAGUUGGAUCCAUCCCCAAGUACUACCGCAAGGUCGAGAUCAAGUACUCCCGCUUUGGUGUCGAGGACUUUGACUUUGGCUACUACAACCGCACGUGUUACAGCGGCCUCGAAACCGACAUUAUCAACUCGUACACCAACGCCCUCCUCCAGGCCCUCCACUACACCUACCCUCUCCGCGCCGUUGCCAAGGCCCACAUCUGCAUCGACUGCCAGAAGGAGCACUGCUUACUUUGCGAGGCAGGCUUCCUCUUCCGCAUGCUCGAGGAUGCAAAGGGAACCAACUGCCAAGCGAGCAACUUUUCGCGGGCCUUUAGCGCCACACCGCAGGCGUCUGCCCUUGGCCUCAUGCACGACAGCGACAAGGCCACGGCACAGAGUACUCUGAUCCAGAACUUCAAUCGCUGGCUCAUGUCGACGUUUACAACCGAGUCAGUCGUCGACGGGCAAACCUUCAACGUUCGCCGGCCGUCGAUUGAGAACAUGUCGCUCUCGGCACCGCUGUCGGCUAUCAACCAAGUCCUCGGUAUCGCCGUCAAGACCACAAACACCUGUCUAUCGUGCCACCAUGUUUCGGUCCGCGAGUCGACCCUCCAAACUGUUGACCUCGCCUACACGCGUCGCGGUGAAACCCACCCACGUCCAUUCCACGAGGUGCUCCGUGCAGCUAUUAUCCGUUCGUCCAGCACCAAGGCGACAUGUAGCAACUGCAAGCUGUUUGCUCCUCUCGAUUCAAGGCGCGACCUUGCAGGCCAUCCGGCUACCUCCCUUCCCCCUCUGCUGUCCGUCAACACCAUGGCCAACACACCAGAGCAGGUCGAGGUUUGGAAGGACAGGAUGGAGGGCGGCAAGCCAAAGCACUACCUUUCGCGCCGUGUUGGGUUCCGUAAGGGACCCAAGGGCGACAUCAUCACCGAUGACGGCACACAGGAAGGCAGUAUCCUGUACGAGGUCAAAUCAGUGGUCGUGCAGGUGCAGACGGCGCCUGAUAACCCAGCCCACCUGCUGUCGUUUGUCAAGAUGCCUGCAGAGGAGGACGAAGAUGAGCCCAAGUGGAUCAUGUUCAACGACUUUUUGGUCCGGCCCGUCAAGGAAGAGGAAGUGUUCUCGUUCCCGGACACGUGGAAGGUGCCUGCAAUUAUUAUCCUUGAGCGCGUCGACGCCGACACGAUGCUCGACUACACCAAGCUGCCCAAGGAGCUCGACGUCAAUGUCUUGUUCAAGGACCACUCCAUGGCUUGGAACCGCCGUGCCGCUCAGAUAAGGCAUCAGGUUCUGAGCCCAGAGGAGCUUCCACAGCCCGGUUCACUGAUCUCCAUCGACGCGGAGUUUGUGCUGCUUGAGCAGGAAGAGCUCGAGUUCCGCUCCGACGGCACCAAGAAGGUCCUUCGCCCAAGUCACAUGUCGCUCGCGAGAGUAUCAGUGCUACGUGGACCUGGCGAGCUGGAUGGCGUGCCGUUCAUUGACGACUAUAUCCGCACAACCGAGACGGUUGUGGACUAUCUUACAGAAUUUUCUGGCAUCAAGGCUGGUGAUCUUGACCCCAACAACUCGCCUCACACCCUCGUCCCUCUCAACGUUGCAUACAAGAAAUUGCGCCUUCUUGUCGAUCUUGGCUGCAUUUUUAUUGGCCAUGGCCUGAGCAAGGACUUUAGAACCAUCAACAUCUUUGUGCCUCCUGAACAGGUUCAGGACACUGUCAACAUCUACACCAUCCCCGGCCGUAGCCGCAAGCUGUCUCUUCGGUUCCUCACCUGGUUCCUGUUAAAGCGUGACAUUCAGACCAAGGAGCACGACUCAAUCGAAGACGCGCGACACGCCUACCUGCUGUACAAGCAGUACCUCGACUUUGAGGCCGACGGAAGGUUCGAGGAUGUCAUGGAGGACAUCUUCGCCGAGGGCCACAAGACGGGCUUCAAGCCGAAAGCAGAGGCUGAUCGGCCACCAACACCAUCUGCAUUCCCUCCCCUUGGACAAGGGGUUGCGGGGAGCACGUCCCCACCACCCCUGCAUGCCCGCUCGGGAGCCCCGACGCUGUCAUCACCACCACCGCCACAGUCGCGAGCGAGGGGAACCAAGCUACCCGCUGGCAGUGGUGCGGCCCAGCCUUGGAACUCGAUCCCGCCGGCUUUUGUGCCGGGUCAGCCCCGGUGGCAGUAAUAGUCGACGGGAUAUGGAGGAAUGUUAGAGACGUAUUUAGAUGCAUUAUUGCGACG